Molecule: messenger RNA, 204 nt
Organism: Arabis nemorensis
Lineage: Eukaryota; Viridiplantae; Streptophyta; Magnoliopsida; Brassicales; Brassicaceae
Source: the annotation of a GenBank genome assembly
AUGGAGGACAACUGCGGUUCAAGGGAUGAGGAGGACCGUCGGAGCUACGGCUGGACUGGAAGGGGAUCCACCGUGCUUCGCCGCUAUGUCAGAGAGUUUCACAGAUCUUAUACAUUGACAAACAAAUGGGCUUCGUCCACAAAGGGCCCAUUCGGACAAAGGGAGAGAGAUGUUGGUUGCAACAACCUUACAAAGAGGAGCUAA